Molecule: messenger RNA, 1098 nt
Organism: Impatiens glandulifera
Lineage: Eukaryota; Viridiplantae; Streptophyta; Magnoliopsida; Ericales; Balsaminaceae
Product: eukaryotic translation initiation factor 5B-like
Exons: 3
Coding region: 1-1098 (365 amino acids)
Source: RefSeq, a predicted model, not a curated record
AUGCAGGUACCGGUAUAUACUGCUCCCAAGAUCGAAAGGUUUCCGGCUAACUGCCCAACACCUCCAAGGGAGAAUGCGGCACCGAUAGAAUCCAGUGAAGGAGCCGAUCCAAAUCUCACCAAGCACUCACCUCCCCCACUACCGGAAGUCCCUGUUUCAGACUUUACUAAAGAAUGGGAUAGAUACAACAUAAUAUUUGAUUCGGCCCUCAAAUUCGCCGACGUCACAAGGCAUCUUCUGGAGAGAAAUCAAGAACGGUUCUCGGAACUCGGUGAAGGUCUGCAGGAAGAGGCGGUUCAGCGCGAUAAAUUUGUUCAGCGAACUGCAAUUCUGGAGGACGUAACCUCCGAUUUAAAAAAAGAUUUCGACCGGUUUGAGAGAGAAACCGAUCAACGGUUAACUGCGAUGAGUAAUGAUUUGGUCGGCACGACACUUGACCGGGUCUCCGAACUCGAAAAGACAAAUGUGGGUCUCGUGACCGAACUAAAGGCGCUCUCUGAACAGGUUGCCGAACUGCUAAAGGCAAAGGUGAACGCGGAUGCCGCGGCUAUAGCGGCCGAUGCUGAAACGGCUAAAAGGAUCCAGGAUGCGCUGGAUGCCGAAGCAGGCAAAGAUAAAGAGGCACCGCGCUCAUCUCAACUCACCGAAGCGGAAGAGGAAGCCGCGCGGAUUAAAAGAGGAGAGGCCCUGUUCCCAGGAUUCGCUAAGAAAGCAGCCGCUCUAGCAGCGGAGGAUGCUGAGCGGUUGGAAAAGCAAAAACGGAAGCUGGAAGAAUUCGCCGAAGAAAACAAGAAGAAGAAGGCGGCCGCCUCCGCCUCAGCGCCGAAAAAGCGGAAGAGGGAGGCUCCUAAAAAGGAGGCCCUUAAGAAGGUUCAAAUAGCCGAGCUGCUAAGUGAGAUCUCUGAACCGGUCAUCCCAAGUGCAUCGCAGCAGGACGACCAAAUCGAAGAUGAAAAUCGUUACAAUCCUCUACGUUUAGUCGCCCAACGUCCACACGGGCAAGGUCCCGACAGGCUGGGUCCCCGACAACUGCCAAAGUUCCGAGCAACUCCCCCGCACAACCUGGUACAAACGGUUCAACGCAGUAACCCACUCUGA